Dipodomys ordii (Ord's kangaroo rat) is the source of this 1412-nucleotide messenger RNA. RefSeq names its product melanoma-associated antigen H1 (gene Mageh1). Gene Ontology annotation, biological process: negative regulation of transcription by RNA polymerase II. Lineage: Eukaryota; Metazoa; Chordata; Mammalia; Rodentia; Heteromyidae. Bases 235 to 894 code for a protein of 219 amino acids. Gene Ontology annotation, cellular component: nucleus. The transcript has a single exon. The record is from RefSeq and is a predicted model, not a curated record.
GCCAAUUUUCUCGCGCGCGCUAGCAGCUGUGGCGAGUGCCGGCGGCUACUGCAGGCACAAGGCAGCUUGCCGGAGCUGGAGCUUUGUGGCUCCGUGCUGUGCUGCUACAAAGACUAUUGACAUUAGUGUUUUCAGCGGCAGAGCCUUCUUAAGGCAGAUCGCGCCGCUUUCCACCAAAGCUACAGGCAUUCAUCGCCUAGACUGCCAUUAGGCUUUGAGCGCCUAGCCAGAAACAUGCCACGGGGAAGAAAGAGUCGGCGCCGCCGUAACGCCAGGGCUGCGGAAGAGAACCGCAACAAUCGCAAGAUCCAGGCCUCAGAGGCCUCCGAGACCCCGAUGGCUGCCUCUGUGGUCUCCAGCACCCCAGAAGACGAGCUGAGCGGCCCAGAGGAAGACCCAAGCACUCCGGAAGAGGCCUCUACCACUCCUGAGGAAGCCUCCAGCACUGCCUUAGCACAAAAGCCCCCUGUAGCCCGGAGCAAUUUUCAGGGCACUAAGAAAAGUCUUUUGAUGUCCAUAUUAGCCCUCAUCUUCAUCAUGGGCAAUAGCGCUAAGGAGGCCCUGGUCUGGAAAGUGCUGGGGAAGUUAGGGAUGCAGCCUGGGCGACAGCACAGCAUCUUCGGAGAUCCCAAGAAGGUCGUCACAGAAGAGUUUGUGCGCCGAGGAUACCUGAUUUAUAAGCCAGUGCCCCGCAGCAGUCCGGUGGAGUAUGAGUUCUUCUGGGGCCCUCGAGCACAUGUGGAAUCCAGCAAGCUGAAAGUCAUGCAUUUUGUAGCAAGGGUUCGUAAUCGAUGCUCCAAGGACUGGCCUUGUAACUAUGACUGGGACUCAGAUGAUGAUGCGGAGGUGGAGGCUAUCCUGAAUUCAGGUGCUAGGGGUUACUCUGCACGCUAGGGAAAUUUGAGGCAGACCCUUAAGAGUGGAAAAGAGAGUUCAAGGUAUCCCAAGGAGUAGAUGGCCUGGGUCUUGUGUUGACAGUAAUGUGGAUCGGGGGAGGGUACUGUAAUUGCUACUUGUGAUCAGUGCUAAUUGUUUAACUGAGAAAUAGAAUGUUUGCUUUAGAUAUUGUAAACUCAUAAUCAUUUUACAAUGCUUUGAUUAAGGAUGACAAUAUGUUUCCAUUUAAAAUCGGUGUUUUUUUUCUGUCAUUGAGAUCUGUUAUAAUAGCUUUGUUAUCACUCUGAAAUGAUUUCUUUUCAUUAUAUUUUGUGAUGUGGUACACGAUUAUAUCAUUGAAAUAAGCUGUUCUUUGGAGGUUUGAUAAAACCAGUAAAAUGUGGAAGGAAGAUGAGAGAAUUGUUCAUAUCUGACCUUUCUGAAAUCCUUUCUAUCUGCUGUCUUGUAAAGAACACACUACUAUGAAUAUGGUUACUUACACAAAAAUAUAGACAAAAUAAAAGCAUAGUAACUAA